GGGAGGUUGGGAGAGCGGCGGCGAAGCGAGUGAGGAGGGCGAGUGAGAAGCAAGGAGCAGGCGCGCGGAGGGGCGCUGGGAGCCGUGGAACCCUGCUGAGUGCACUUGGCCACGCAGCGCGCAGAGGGAGUGCCGGGCUUAACCACGCAGGCUCCGGCCACUAGCGCCGGGGGCAGCGUGGAGCCCGGGGCGUGGGGCUCGGGCGGCCGGGGCAGAUCGUUGUUCUGCGGUCGCCCUCCCCUGCUCUGCCCCAGCACCACUCCCAGGACAACUCCACGGCGGGAACCUCCCCGAUCUGGGCGGGCGACGCGCGGAAGAAGGGCGCAGACCAGGUUCUCCAGCACAGCCCAGGCUGCAGCCGAACGGCGUGGCGGGCCCGGGACCCGGACGGCGGCAGUGGGGGCUGCCCCGGGGGGCGUGGCGAUGAGUGAGCAGGCCCAGCGGAUGAGGAUGGACAGCCACACCCAGGUGGGCGAGAAGUGCCGGUCCUCACCACGUGUAGCAUGACUGCCCUGGGAGGGUGGGUCCCCAGGCCCUGGCAGGCUGCUGCCCCUCAGCCUGCAAACCGGUAAGAGCAGAAGGACUGCAGACUUCUCCUGUGGAUGGUCCUCUUCCCUGCGGCUCCAUAAUGAGGCUCCUCGUGGCCCCCCUCUUGCUAGCUUGGGUGGCUGGGGCCACUGCCGCUGUGCCCGUGGUCCCCUGGCGUGUGCCCUGUCCCCCUCGGUGUGCCUGCCAGAUCCGGCCCUGGUAUACACCUCGCUCGUCCUACCGCGAGGCCACCACUGUAGACUGCAAUGACCUGUCCCUGACGGCCGUGCCCCCGGCGCUGCCUGCAGGCACGCAGACCCUGCUCCUGCAGAGCAACGGCAUCGUCCACGUGGGCCGCAGUGAGCUUGGCUACCUGGACAACCUCACAGAGCUGGACCUGUCCCAGAACAGCUUUUCCGAUGCCCGUGACUGUGAUCUCCGUGCCCUGCCCCAGCUGCUGAGUCUGCACCUGGAGGAGAACCAGCUGACCCGGCUAGAGGACCACAGCUUUGCAGGGCUGGCCAGCCUGCAGGAGCUAUAUCUCAACCACAACCAGCUGCACCGCAUUGCACCCCAGGCCUUCGCUGGCCUCGGCAGCCUGCUUCGGCUGCACCUCAACUCCAACCUGCUGAAGGCCGUGGACAGCCGCUGGUUCGAGAUGCUGCCCAACCUGGAGAUCCUCAUGAUUGGUGGGAACAAGGUGGACGCCAUCCUGGACAUGAACUUCCGGCCCCUGGCCAACCUGCGCAGCCUGGUGCUAGCAGGCAUGAACCUUCGGGAGAUCUCCGACUACGCCCUGGAGGGGCUGCAAAGCCUGGAGAGCCUCUCCUUCUAUGACAACCAGCUGGCUCGGGUGCCCAGGCGGGCACUGGAGCAGGUGCCCGGGCUCAAGUUCCUGGACCUGAACAAGAACCCGCUCCAGCGUGUGGGGCCAGGGGACUUCGCCAACAUGCUGCACCUCAAGGAGCUGGGGCUGAACAACAUGGAGGAGCUGGUUUCCAUCGACAAACUUGCCCUGGUCAACCUCCCCGAGCUGACCAAGCUGGACGUCACCAACAAUCCCCGGCUGUCCUUUAUUCACCCCCGCGCCUUCCACCACCUGCCCCAGAUGGAGACCCUCAUGCUCAACAACAACGCACUCAGUGCCUUGCACCGGCAGACAGUGGAGUCCCUGCCCAACCUGCAGGAGGUGGGUCUUCAUGGCAACCCCAUCCGCUGUGACUGUGUCAUCCGCUGGGCCAAUGCCACGGGCACCCGUGUCCGCUUCAUCGAGCCGCAGUCCACCCUGUGUGCUGAGCCACCAGACCUCCAGCGUCGCCCAGUCCGAGAGGUGCCCUUUCGGGAGAUGACGGACCACUGCCUGCCCCUCAUCUCCCCUCGCAGCUUCCCCCCCAGCCUCCAUGUGGCCAGUGGAGAGAGUCUGGUGCUGCACUGCCGGGCGCUGGCUGAACCGGAACCUGAGAUCUACUGGGUCACUCCGGUCGGGGCUCGACUGAUAGCUGCCCAUGCAGACAGGAGAUACCGGGUGUACCCCGAGGGGACCCUGGAGCUGCGGAGGGUGACAGUGGAAGAGGCAGGGCUGUACACCUGUGUGGCCCAGAACCUGGUGGGGGCUGAUACUAAGACAGUCAGUGUGGUGGUUGGCAAGGCUCCCCCGCGGCUAGGCAAGGACAAGGGAUGGGGGCUAGAACUCCAGGUGCAGGAGACCCACCCCUAUCACAUCCUGCUGUCUUGGGUUCCCCCACCCAACACUAUCUCCACCAACCUCACCUGGUCCAGCGCCCCUUCUCUCCGGGGCCAGGGGGCCACUGCUCUGGCCCGCCUGCCUCGGGGCACCCUCAGCUAUAACAUCACCCGCCUCCUUCCGGCCACGGAGUACUGGGUCUGCCUGCAAGUGGCCUUUGCUGAUGCCCACACCCAGUUGGCUUGUGGAUGGGCCAGGACUAAAGAGGCCACUCCUUGCCACAGAGCCUUAGGUGACCGACCUGGGCUCAUAGCCAUCCUGGCCCUGGCCAUCCUCCUGCUAGCAGCCGGGCUAGCAGCCCACCUUGGCACUGGCCAGCCCAGGCCGGGGGUGGGUGGGCAGCCUCUCCUUCCAGCCUGGGCUUUCUGGGGCUGGGGUGCCCCCUCAGUUCGGGUGGUGUCUGCACCCCUUGUCCUGCCCUGGAAUCUGGGAAGGAAGCUGUCCAGGUCCUCAGAAGGGGAGACACUGUCACCACCAUUGUCACAAAAUUCCUGGAGCUCAGCCUAUUCUCAGCAGUAGAGAAAUGACUAGGACUACUUUUUACCAAAAGGGAAGCAAUCUGGGCCAGAUGCCCUGCCAGCAAUGUGACAUGGACCCACGUGCUUGAGGCCUGGCAGCUGGACCAAGACAGAUGGGGCUUUGUGGCCCAGGGGUUGCUCCUGCAGCCUCCAGAACAUGGCCUUUGCCUCCUGAGGUCUCCUCUGCUGCCUUUUUGAGGAGCAUCUGCAAGGGACAGAAAGACUCUGGUUAGAGCCUCCCGUGACCCCAGUUGUCUACGUGCCCAGUGGCUCCUGAGCAUCUGCCUGGAUGUCCCCCGCCUGUGUCCCAGGCCUUGGCCCACAGGACGCACCCCUCCUCGUCUCUUUCUCUGUACAGUCUCAGUUGCUUGCUCGUUCCCCUCCUGAGCAAGGGCUGAAGGAGGCUUCUCCUCCCAUCUUGGGAGACCACUCCCCACCAGCUCUAAAGGACAUUUGGGGAGAGGCUGUCCAGAACCACCCCCUCUUGGCGGCCCUGUUGGUACUCUGAGGUUGACUUUCUAUAGGCAAUUUUGUACCUUUGUGGAGAAAUGUAUCAUCUCCCCCCCAACCCAAUUCACUCUUUUCUCCUGUUUUAUAAAAAAUAAAAUGAAAUAAGAACAACCAUAAUAAGGGGGGAAAGGAAACAAAAAGAA
Molecule: messenger RNA, 3443 nt
Organism: Rhinolophus ferrumequinum (greater horseshoe bat)
Lineage: Eukaryota; Metazoa; Chordata; Mammalia; Chiroptera; Rhinolophidae
Gene: LRRN2
Product: leucine rich repeat neuronal 2
Exons: 2
Coding region: 629-2791 (720 amino acids)
Molecular function (GO): protein binding
Source: RefSeq, a predicted model, not a curated record